This is a messenger RNA of Periophthalmus magnuspinnatus, 4041 nucleotides long. RefSeq names its product ankyrin repeat domain-containing protein SOWAHB-like. NCBI's taxonomy places the organism in Eukaryota, Metazoa, Chordata, Actinopteri, Gobiiformes, Gobiidae. Gene Ontology annotation, molecular function: protein binding. The coding region runs from base 104 to 2527 and encodes 807 amino acids. The transcript has 8 exons. The record is from RefSeq and is a predicted model, not a curated record.
UGGCAGUCACGUGCCCUGUGCGUCAGGUGAGGGCACAUACCUGCAGUGGGCGGAGCUAUGCGUGAGCCAGCUCCCGGACUUUGUCCCCGCAUAUAGCAGCGCCAUGGCGGUGGAGCUCACGCAGGACGCCGUGCUCUACUUCCUCCAGAGCCGCGGAGGCUCCGUGACCAACGCAGAGCUGUUGCUCCACUUUCGGCCCUUCCUCCGGGAGCACGCGAAUCGGGACCGGAACCGUGAACUGUUCAAGAGGUUUGUGAACUCAGUGGCGCGGGUCAAACAGGAGGACGGCGUCAGCUACGUUGUGCUCCAACAAAAGUUCCGCGGCCAAGUCCACGGCGUUGGCUCUGGUGUCAGCAGACACAGCACAGAGGCGUCUGUUGGCGGCUCGAGCAACGUGCACCUCAGUCCGCUCCGACAUCCAGACAAACCUCGCAACAAAAGCUCGGAGCCUGGACCCACCCAAGGGCCACUCGUCCUCCCGGCAGCGGGGAUCAUCCUCAACAAUAACAACAAUAAUAGUGUGGAGCCCAACUUGAACCUGCCACAGCGCAAAGUCCAACCGAGCCUUGUGCCCGAACCUUCUCCCGCACAGGAGGCGCUCACGAGUCUCCCCAAGAGCUCUGAGGCGGCCAGCCAAGCCCUGCCCGCCCCGCCUCAGGGACCCAAGGGGCUCCCUAAAGGUCCUGCUCGAAAAGAAGCCCCUGUGACACUCGUAGAGCCCAGAGGAUGUGUUCCUGCCCCGGUGUGCUCCGCUCGGCCCGUCCCUCAUCCGCACGGUGCUCCCCACCCCUCCGUGAGCCCGGGCCCUACUCAAAGCGUGCCCCAUCAAGUCUCUGUCAGACAAGUCGAGCAGGAUGUCAAUACGAGUGAACCGCCUCUCCUGCUGGGGCAGGUGCGCUCUCUCCAGACGCAGAGAGUGCGCCUCAGGCAGAGCUACCGGAGCGCCGUGUCAGUGGAGAAGGACGAGGAUGAAGAGGAGGAGUGCGCCCCGGGCAGGACGGCUCCGGCUCCGGUUGAAUCCACUGAGUUGUGGGGCAGGUCCGCGAUGGAGAUGCCGGGGCGGGACAUGUUCCAGUCCACACCGAUCGUGGACACAGGACCAGUUCAACGCUGCAGUCCAGAGACCAGCGCGCGAAGCUUGGACGAGCGUCACGUGACCGACCUGCGAGCCUCUCCUCGCGUUUGGCCUCAGAAGGUGUCCCCUGUGCAGAUAAUCCCGCAGAUCCAUGUCCAGGACUUAGACCCGGGUCCCAGGCAAGGAUCUGACCCAGAGUCCAGCUUCAGUACACCACCUCUGCUCACAUCUCACAACCUCUGUGGCCCUAGCAGCAGUGUGGAGCACAGCCCCAGAGGGUCGGCCUGGAGCAGCUGCGAAGAACUGUCGCACAGUGGAGGUCCGGGAAGUGCUGGAGGUCCCAAGGCUGGAGCAGGUGGAGGCAGCUGGCAGCAGUGUGCAGAGGAGCAUGCUCCAGGGGCAGACAGAGGGAGGGCCUGGCAUGGAACUGCAGAUGAUCUUUAUGUUGACAAGGAGGAGCCUAGUAAUGGCUCCACCCCCUCCCUGGCUCAGCUCCGCCCAUGGGUUGCCCUGCGACGCAGCAGUAAUCUGAGGAGCCGCAUGUGUCUGAGUGUGGGAGCAGACCUGGACCAGAUGAUGGAAGAGGAAGACCACCGAGCUCUGGGGGGCAGUGAGGCGGCUCGUCUCCACCGGCUGCACCUUAUCUCGUCGUCCCUGAGCCUGAGACACAUGUCUUCGUCCUCAAUGUCAUCCCUGUCCUCCUGCUCCACGCCCCCCCGGUGCCACAGUCUUGGUGACCUCACAGACAGGGAGCCCGCGAAACAGAGGAGGAGUGUUCUGAGCAGCGCGUCGCAACAGGAAACCCACCGCAGACAGAGCCAGGUGCCUCUGGAGGAGCACGAGCACCUGUGGCUGGUGAAAGCUGCAGAGGGGACCUGGCCUGACAUCUACUCUCUGUUCAGAGAGGAGCCUUCCCUUCUGCAUAGGAGGGAUUUCAUCUCCGGCUUCACUGUCUUGCAUUGGAUUGCCAAGCAUGGAGACCACCGCGUCCUCAACACACUCUGGUAUGGUGUGGAGAAGGCAGGAAUGGCCUUUGACACAGAUGCCCAGUCCUCCUGUGGCUACACUCCGCUGCACAUUGCUGCCAUCCACAAUCACAAGAACAUCAUCCGGCUUCUGGUCAACAAGUUUGGAGCCAGCGUGAGUCUGCGGGAUGCGGCGGGGAAGAAGGCUUGGUCCUACCUGCCCCAGGGCACCUCUUCAGACCUCUUCGAGCUGCUGGGAGCUCCUGUCAAAGCUGCUCUGGGACAGACAGGGGUAGGUGAGAUGUGUGCCGCCCCACAGAUUCGCUCACACUCACAGAAGCGUCGCAGACGGCAUCACUUCUCCUCAGCCUCACAGCAGCGACCUCUGACUGUGGCUGGAGACCCCAAAGUCAAGAGGACCAGUUCUCUGGCUGCCUUCCUCAAACACAAGCCCUUGCAAAAGGUCAAGGCGGAGUGGGCCAUCUGAGAAGGUUUCUGCUGUGUACUUCAGUAUUCUACUGCUCCACACGCAUCUGUCCAAGAUGCCCAGCACACAGACUGGUCUUACCUCCUCUGGGGUCUUCUGUGGACACAGGCCUUACUUUAGCCCUGUCCAUGCUCUCCUGGAGGCUGAGAUCAGUGGUCACAUGAAUGAGCUGUGAUGUGUGCUGUGUCCAAUCUGAGCUGUGCACUGAAGACCACAGACUACACAGGUUUGCGAAAAUUCCACGUCAAAACACACUUUGUAUUAUUCUGAUAAAAGUAUUAACACGCUGACCAUGUGCUGCUGAAUGCACUUGAGCACACCACUUUAUUUGAAGUGAAAUGUAUGCACUUUCAAUGAUUGCACUGUGGCUGUAAUGUUGAAGAUGUGGAGAUAUUUUGGUGAAUGGGUGACUGUCAUGUAGUCGAUGAGUCAGUAAUAUCAGAUCUGUAUAAAGGGAUUUCAGUCUUCUCAGCUCAUAUGUCAUUUUUACAGUGUGUGACUUGUACAAGACAAAACAAAGGUUUGUCCUAUUAACACCAGUCAAAAUUUUGAGACACUUAAUUUUUUUGUUUUGUGUUUAUUUCCAUGACUAUGGACAUGGUAGAUUCUCACUGAAGACAUCAAAACUAUGAACAGCAAAUACAGUAAACAAGUGUGAAAUAACAUGGUUUGUUGUUUAGAUUCUUCAAAAUUAGCCUUGGCUUUGAUCACAGCUUUGUACACUCGACAUUCCACUAACCAAUUCUAACAAGGUACACUCUGACACCAUUUCAGGAGACUUCAUGAAGCUCAAGCUUCAAAGGUUUGCAGCUCUGUCAACCAAGUAAAGGGAGUGGCUACUUUGAUGAAUGUGUAUACAAAACAUAUUUGGAGCCAUUUACCUUUUUUCUUCAGUUUUUCUUUUGGUGCUUGACAUAUUGAUGUCUUCAUUUUGUACCUAACAUGAAAGUAGUGAAUUAAUGUGUGUCCACACUUUUGACUUGUAGUAUACCUGCUGAUGUUUUGGUAGAUUCUCUGAAGAGUCAGGUGAACCGAUGAACAACACACCUUUUCCCUGCAAACUACCAAGGUCGCUAAGCUUCCCUGAAAAUCUAGUUGUUUUAAAUGUUUACUAUUGUCAUAAAUGUUGACAUUUAAGUGUUAAGUUGAAGUAUGUUGCUCAGAACUUGCCGAUGUCUGUGCCAAUCAAUUUGAAAAUAAAAUAUAAGCUUCCACCAUUUGAAAAACACCAAUCUCCACUGGCACAUACACAUAGCCUUUGGUUGUUUAAUGAGCACAGUAUUUUCCAUCUCUACAGUACUCAAGAGCUCCUUUGAUAGAUAAUUUAUAUAUCUAAAAUCUAAUAUGUCUCUGUAAACAACCUCAGUUGUCCAGGUCUGAUCCAUCGUAAAAGCCAAAGUCAAAGCUGAACAUGUCAACAAAACAUAGGAGUGAGUCACUCCUACAACGUUUUGUCCAGUUGACAGAUUUAAGUUCACCUUUUACUAUAUCUAUCAAUAUAAAACAUUCCAUGU